CUGGGCUGGGCGCCCCCUGGUUCUACUGGUGGGGGCGCUGGGCCGGAUCCCCAGAAGCGAAGGGGGGAAGGAGACCCCUGCCCAUUUCCUGCACCAGCAUAAGGUCGAGUGCCUCUUCCUCAAUGGGACGCAGCGGGUGCGAUACCUGAAUCGGUACUUCUAUGACGGGCAGGAGUUUGCCCAGUUUGACAGCGACCUCGGGGGAUAUGUGGCCAUCACGGCAUUUGGGAAGGUGGAUGUGGACUAUUGGAACAGCGAUGAGCAGCGCCUGCAGUACCAGAAGGCCAGAGUGGAUUCCUUAUGCCGAUACAACUACAAGAUCGGCAGCUACAAGGCAGCCAAGAGGGAGGAGCAAGUGUUUGGCCGGAGAG
This is a messenger RNA of Pseudonaja textilis, 371 nucleotides long. The record is from RefSeq and is a predicted model, not a curated record. NCBI's taxonomy places the organism in Eukaryota, Metazoa, Chordata, Lepidosauria, Squamata, Elapidae.